Messenger RNA from Leptopilina boulardi, 5113 nucleotides. RefSeq lists its product as uncharacterized. NCBI's taxonomy places the organism in Eukaryota, Metazoa, Arthropoda, Insecta, Hymenoptera, Figitidae. Gene Ontology annotation, biological process: telomere maintenance; DNA repair. The record is from RefSeq and is a predicted model, not a curated record. The coding region runs from base 1 to 5028 and encodes 1675 amino acids. Gene Ontology annotation, molecular function: DNA helicase activity. The transcript has 8 exons.
AUGAGGAAUUCGAUAGUAGAAAAUGAUUGGAAUAGUCUUUUCAUUAAUCGAUCUGACGAACUUAAAAAUGGUAAACAAAAUCCUUUUUAUAUUUUAACAACCCUUUUCAGUGAUAAUGUCGACAGAGUUAUGUCAUCUAAUGAUUUCGAAAUGAAGCAUUCUCUGAAUAAUGAAAGUGAAAUAAAAAGACUUUGUGCAACUAAUAAAAAUGUUAAAAAAGCUUUAACACAACAAUAUUCAGAAAUGAACCAAUCCCUAAAUAAAGAAAACGAUAAAAAGAGACUUCUAGCAAUAAAAGAAAAAGAAAGAAAACAGAAAGCAAGGCGCGAAGUCACGAAUGAACAGAAAAUAAUUGGACAAGAGAAGGAUAGACUGAGAAAACGUAUGCGUAAUGAAACAGAAACAGAAAUACAAAAGAUAGAGCAACAUAAUUUGGCAUGUAAGAGGGCAAAAUUAUCUAUUGAAAGUGAAGAUGAAAAGAAGAAACGCAAUGAAAAAAAUUUGGCAUGUAAGAAGUUAAAAUUAUCUAUGGAAAGUGAAGAUGAAAAGAAGAAACGCAAUGAAAAAAAUUUGGCAUGUAAGAAGUUAAAAUUAUCUAUGGAAAGUGAAGAUGAAAAGAAGAAACGCAAAGAAAUGAAUUUGGCAUGUAAAAAGGAUAAUCGGAAUCAAAAAAGUGCAGCAGUUGCAAUUAUGUCUUUUGAAGAUUUUGAUGAAAGUGAAGUACUAGAGAAUUAUUUAGGUAUGAUGAAUGUAAAAUAUUCAAGUGUUGAAGGAAAAAAUUAUAAAGAAAAUAUUCGUUGUUAUAAUAAUUCGUUUGCUUUCGCCAGCAUGGGAGCUAAGUUAGAAAUUCCUAAAGGAUAUGGUCCUUAUGUUUUUCGUGUACACGGACAAGUGUAUCAUAAUACAUAUGCUCUUCAUCCUGAUGAUAAUGAAAACCGAAAGUAUGGACAGUUGUACAUUCUUGAUACCAAUGAUGCAGUGCUUGAACGAUUAAAGAAUAAAUGUAAUGAGAAAUGUUUAUCAUCAUUAAUGGAAGAAAUAGAUAAAUUAUUAAGAGAAAUUAAUCCUUAUGCUAAAGCAUUUCAAAUGAUGAGAGAGGUAGAAUUAGUAGAAGAAUCACUAGCAAAAUCUAAAAAUAAACCUAUAAGAAAUAUUGAAAUGUGGAUUAAACGCGACAGAUCAUUAAAUCAAAGUAAAUUUAAUGUUCCGUCUUGUAGUGAAGUAGCAGUUGUAUUUGUUAGCGAAGAUGGUGAACCUCCUAUGGAACGUGAUAUAUGUAUAUACCCAAAAUAUUCAAAGAGUGUUCCAAUUUCUAGUCUUAGUGAAAAUGUUGAUCCUAUGACAUAUCCUUUAAUGUUUCCUUAUGGAAAAUUAACUCAGCAAUACAUAGUUGAUGUCUGGUCGAAAGUAGAAGGUGAACGUUUAAAAUACAUUCGUUUACAACAAAAAAAGCUUCGAGCAGAAUUGUAUUGUGGAUUAAUGGAUUAUAUUCACAAUAAAGCAAAAGACGAAAAUGUUCGACCUGGAAAAAUGAUUAUUUUGCCAUCAACGUUUAUUGGAGGACCACGUUGUUAUCAACAAUGUUUUAUGGAUGCUAUGCGAUUAGUUCAAGAAUUUGGAAAACCACAUUUAUUUAUAACAAUGACAUGUAAUCCAAAGUGGCGUGAAAUUACAGAAAAUUUGUUGGAUGUUGAAACUGCGUCUGAUCGCCCAGAUCUUGUAGCUAGAAUUUUUCAACAUAAAGUGAAAGAGUUAAUGAAAGAAAUAAAAGACAAAGAAAUUUUUGGCCCAAUUAUUGCAUUUGUAUAUGUUAUAGAAUUUCAAAAACGUGGAUUGCCACAUGUGCAUAUAAUUAUAUUUUUACGUACACCAAUUCGAGAUGCAGAAACCUUAGAUAAAAUGAUAUGUGCGGAAAUACCAGACGAAACGAAGAAUCCGGAACUUUUUAAUAUUGUAAAGCAAUUUCAAGUUCAUGGGCCAUGUGGUAAAGAAAACAUGAGUUCUCCUUGUAUGGAUCCUGAAAAGAAAGUUUGUACAAAACAAUAUCCGAAGCCUUUUUGUUCUGAAACAACUUAUGGUUCGAAGAAUUAUCCGGAACUCAGGCGAAGGAAUGAUGGAAAAAAAAUUAUUUUUUAUAAACAAGAUGGAUCAAUUAAAUGUACUGCUGACAAUUCGAUGAUUGUACCAUAUAAUCUUUAUUUAAGUAAAACAUUUAAAGGUCAUAUUUGUGUUAUACCAUGUGGUAGUACGGAUGGUAUUAAAUAUUUAUUCAAAUAUAUGCAUAAAGGUCAUGACACUGCAAUAAUAGGUUAUAAGGAUGAUAAUCAGGAAAUGGAAUAUGAUGAAAUUGAACAUUAUUUAAAUACACGUUAUGUAUGUCCACCAGAAGCAAUGCAUAGAUUAUACGAAUUCAAUAUGCAUAAACAAUCACAUGCAACUUAUAGAUUAGCUGUACAUCUGCCUAAUCAACAAUCAGUAUGUUUUAAAGAAGGAUUAGAAGAAGAAGCAGUUAAUAAAUUUAAAAAUACUACAUUAACAGCAUGGUUCAAGUUAAAUGUAGAAAAUCCUGAGGCACGGAAGUAUUUGUACACAGAAAUACCACAUAAGUAUGUUUUUGUUGAAUCAUCUAAAACUUGGAAAAUAAGGGAACGAAUUACUAAACCUUUAAUUUGCCGCAUGUAUUUCGUAAGUCCGAAAGAUAUUGAAAGAUAUUUUUUGAGAAUCUUACUGCUUCAUGUACGUGGUGCUAAAUCGUUUGAUGAUGUAAGAACAUAUGAAGGUAUUACAUAUAAUACUUUUACAGAAGCAGCGCGUGCAAGAAAUUUGAUGGUAGAUGAUAGUGAAUGGGAUAAUUGUUUGACUGAAGCUGUAAGCAUGAAAUUUCCUAAAGAACUUUGUCGUCUAUUUGCAUAUAUAUGUGUGUUUGGAUUGCCUCUGAAUGCAUUUGAUUUAUGGAAUAAGUACAAGGAACACAUGAUUUUUGAUAAUAAUGUACCCGUAGAAGUAGCACUUCAACAAGCAUUAAUAUUAAUUAAUGAAGUGCUUAAUUUUCAUGGAUUUGCUUUAAAUCAAUUUGGUUUGCCUAAUAUUGAUCAACAAAUUCUUGAAGAUUAUAUUUUUGUCGAUAAAGAAGCUAAUGCAUUAGCAUUAAAAUUGCUAAAAGAAGAAGCUGAAAUACUCAUAAAAAGUUUGAAUAGUGAACAGCGCAAAAUUUUUGAUGAUGUCAUGGCAGCAGUACAUAAUGAUAAUUGCAAAAAUAGGUACUUUUUCCUUUCUGCACCUGGUGGCUGUGGUAAAAGCUAUUUAGAAGACACAAUUAUUACUGCACUUGAAAGUGAAGAAUUGGUAGUUUUAGCAGUUGCAUGGACUGCUAUAGCAGCUAAUCUUUUAAGAGGUGGACGAACUUCACAUUUAAUGUUUAAAUUUCCUAUACCAAUCAAUGAAGAUUCAACAUGCAAUAUCAGUAGAAUGUCAAAGCACGCUGAACUGUUAAGAAGUGCCAAAAUCAUUAUUUGGGAUGAAAUAACAAUGGCACCUAAAUUUGCUCUACAAGCAAUGGAGUCUAUGCUGCGAGAUAUUACACAAUGUAAUGAACCAUUUGGAGGUAAAGUUAUUUUGCUUUCAGGAGAUUUUCGACAAACAUUGCCAAUUGUUCCACAUGGUAGUCGCACACACAUUGUUGAAGUAUGUGUGAAAAAUAGUAGAUUGUGGGAUCUUUUUGAAAGUAAGUCCUUACAUAUUAACGUUAGAUUAGAGAAUAAUGAUGUAGAGUUUUCAAAUUGGUUACUAAAUGUUGGUGAUGGUAAACCUCAAUCUAUGUUUGAAAGAGAAAACAGUGUUUUAGAAAUACCACAGGAUUUAAUUUCUGAUGGAAAUUUAAUUGAUGAAAUUUAUGGAUCGUCAAUAAAUAAACAUGAUGAAUCUGUUCAUUCAGCUUGUAUUCUUUCAUUAACUAAUUCUGAGGUAUUAGAUUUGAAUGAACGUAUUUUGUUAAAAUUAGAAGGACAAGAAAUAAUUUAUUAUAGUAUUGAUUCACAUGUCGACGACGAUCGAAAAGAUGUAAAUAAUAUUGUUCCAAUAGAAUUUUUAAAUAGUCUAACACCAGACGGUUUGCCUCCUCAUAAAUUAUCUUUAAAGGGAUUAUGUAAUGGGACUCGAUUAGUUGUAAAAUCAUUAUUGAGAAACGUAAUUUCUGCAGAAAUAAUUACUGGAAAAUCUAAGGGAGAAAUAGUUUUUAUUCCACGCAUUGAUUUAUCUCCUUCACAAGACACAUAUCCAUUUAGAAUGAUAAGAAGACAAUAUCCAGUUAGACUUGCUUAUGCCAUGACAAUUAAUAAAUCUCAAGGACAAUCUUUUGAUAAAGUAGGAAUAUAUUUACCAAUUUCAGCAUUUGGUCAUGGUCAAAUUUAUGUUGGUUGUUCUCGAGUUAAAUCUAAGGAACAAUUAAAAAUCUAUGCUCUUCCUUCUGCUGUGUACAAAAGUAUUAUACACAUUGAUGGAGCUUUAGCUCGCGUUCCAUCAAGACCGGACUUUAACAAGGGAAACGUGUCUUUUGAACUCCAGUUAUUUUCCACGACUGUAGUCACAGUUGUGGGAGAUCAUGUUACGGAAAGGGAUGAUGACGUUCCAGAAAUUGGUGAUGUAGAAAUGAUGGAUGUCAUUCAUUAUGAAAAUGAAACUAUUAGAGUCUCUGCUUUUAUCAAAACUAAAUUUGUGUACCAAAUGGUGGGCAUAAACCGAAAUUUGGGCACUUAUGGUUGUGGAUCGGUGACUGACGGGAAUUUCAAAUUAGAAGUUAGAAUUGCUAACUUCAGAAAUGAAGUUAAUUUUGAAAAAGGCUCUCCUGUUACAAUGGUUGGACGAGUUAAUACCCAAGGGCCCAGACUUUAUUUACAACUUGAUUCCGAUGCGAAUAUCCAGUCUGGAAGAGGAGAUCCAAUGCGUCUAUUAGAUGUCCUUUUAGUUACUCGAGAAUUAAAGAGAGUUAACAAUGGCCAACUUCGACGAGAAGAUGUUGGAGAAGAUUAAAAAGUCUCUGCUAAGAAGGAAAUUACAGUUCUCUGUAUUAAUUUUUUUGAUUAUCUGAUGUGAAUCUCAAAUGAUAUUUUUUUAU